Molecule: messenger RNA, 1093 nt
Organism: Lymnaea stagnalis (great pond snail)
Lineage: Eukaryota; Metazoa; Mollusca; Gastropoda; Lymnaeidae
Source: the annotation of a GenBank genome assembly
CACAGAGAGCUGAUGCCGGUCACUUAUAAAGACCAGAUCACCAUCGAGAAGACCCCCGGGUACUUUGUAACCAAGGACGCCCCCCGGCGCAUCUUCGCCAUGGAUCCGGCCACAAAAUUACUUCUCGUGGUGCGCGACCCCGUGACCCGGUCCAUCUCCGACUACUGCCAGGCGGCCACCAAACACGCCAUGAGACCGUACGAGGAAAUGGCCUUGUUAGACGAGUCCCUGGGGCUGGUCAACACGUCCUGGGGCGCCAUCAAAAUUGGCGUUUACGCCAAACAUAUAGACCGCUGGCUCCAAGUAUUCCCCCUCAGUCAGAUCCAUAUUGUGGACGGGGAAAGACUCAUAGAACAGCCGGCCCAGGAACUGGCCAAGGUGGAGAACUUUCUGGGUCUGCCCAGGUUUAUCAACGAUGCCCACUUUUACCUCAGGGGUUUUAAAGGCAAGUUUCCUUGCCUGCUCCGAGACGGCAGGCCUCACUGCCUCGGGGAGAAAACUAAAGGCAGGGACCAUCCCGUCGUCAAAGAGUCUGUUCUGGAAAGGCUGAGAGACUUUUACAGACCUUUCAAUGCGAAGUUUUAUCAAAUUGUGGGGAAGAACUUUGGAUGGAGCUAACGAGAAUGCUACAAGUUUAUUUGAACAUUGCAUUUCGACUUUCAAGUGACAUAGAAUAUCAAUUUCAUAAAAUUGUGUUGAAAUUUCGACAUCAGAGAGAGAAUGCAGCAAUGUUUGCUUUCUUACUCUUGGCCAAAAACACAAGCAGUGCAAGAGAGCUGCUCCUGAGGGUUCGUGAGUCCGGUCAGAUGACAGUGCAAAAGGAACUGCUUCAAAGCCGAAUGCUCGCCAGUUAUUCAAUGAUAUUCCGACAAAACUGAACAUCGUAAGUUAAAACAGUUGGACCAACAAACAAGUCCCGAAAAACGAACAAGUCCCGAAAAACGAACAUUCGACCAAAUGACCCGGAUACAGUUCUGGGACUUUUGUAACACAUUUACAAGUGGUCCUACAACCGCGCUCUGCACGUCCUUAUUUCUUCAUGGUGUGGCGCGGUGCGUGGGUAGGUGCGGUUCAUUGAAAAGUUAUGUCCGGC